Echinococcus granulosus is the source of this 258-nucleotide messenger RNA. RefSeq lists its product as hypothetical. NCBI's taxonomy places the organism in Eukaryota, Metazoa, Platyhelminthes, Cestoda, Cyclophyllidea, Taeniidae. The transcript is spliced from 2 exons. Bases 1 to 258 code for a protein of 85 amino acids. The record is from RefSeq and is a predicted model, not a curated record.
AUGCCUAGUCGAGCCGAAGUUGAAGCAGCACUAAAUAACAUGGCCAGUGACGGGAAAAUCAAGGGAGAAGAUGUUUUAGCCUCUACUGGCAGCCUAGGAGUCCCCACUGACGCGGUCGACCGCUAUCUGAAGGAGCAUAAGGACCCUGAAGGCAUGGUGGACCUUGCUGGGUCCGGCGGGUUUCAGCUAAUGAUAGCCCUCGGACCGAACCUAAUACCUUACCGUUUGGUGCUUGGGUGCGUCGCAGCGCUUUUUUGA